CAGAGCUGUCCAUUACAUUGAAACAUACGUCACAUGUUCUCAUCCUCUACCAAAAGCCACCACAAACACUAACUUUUGUCAAUUGUCAAUCAAUAUAUUCAAUACCCUUUUUUUUGUUUAUUCCCACUAAAUUAUAAUUUUUGCUUUAUAAAAAAAAAUAUCAAACUCUAUAUUUUCUCGAUCUCUUCUCUUCCUCUUAUUUCUCCAAGAUCCCAGACGAAAUGGCUCAGGUUUGUUUUUUUCUCAUUUGAUUUUAAAGUUUGAAUAUGAUUGAUCUCUUCCUCCUAAAUUGGUUUUACUUUUAUAGAAAGUGGUGCUGAAGGUUUUAACCAUGACUGAUGAUAAGACGAAGCAGAAAGCCAUAGAAGCUGCAGCUGAUAUCUUCGGAGUUGAUUCCAUAGCAGCGGAUAUGAAGGAUCAAAAAUUGACGGUGAUCGGUUUGAUGGAUGCGGUUGCGGUGGUGAAGAAGUUGAAGAAGGUUGGUAAAGUCGAUUUGAUAUCGGUUGGACCGGCAAAAGAAGAGAAGAAAGAAGAGAAGAAGGAAGAGAAGAAAGAGGAAAAGAAAGAGGAGAAGAAGGAAGAGCAGAAAGAAGAAGAACCUAAGAAAUAAGUGACUCGAAUUGCUAUUAAAACCCUAAAUUUUUGUCAUAUUGAUUUCACAAUUAGAACGCUGAAUCAUUGAAUAAUUUAAGAUGUAAAAUUAAUUGUUCAAUACAGAUUGUAAUAAAAGCGAAGUAUUUGAAACUUUUAUUCUUGUGGGAACACAA
Molecule: messenger RNA, 767 nt
Organism: Arabidopsis thaliana (thale cress)
Lineage: Eukaryota; Viridiplantae; Streptophyta; Magnoliopsida; Brassicales; Brassicaceae
Product: Copper transport protein family
Exons: 2
Coding region: 332-610 (92 amino acids)
Molecular function (GO): metal ion binding
Source: RefSeq, marked reviewed